Messenger RNA from Acanthisitta chloris (rifleman), 416 nucleotides. It is a transcript of the gene RSRC1, whose product is annotated as arginine/serine-rich coiled-coil 1. NCBI's taxonomy places the organism in Eukaryota, Metazoa, Chordata, Aves, Passeriformes, Acanthisittidae. Gene Ontology annotation, biological process: alternative mRNA splicing, via spliceosome. Gene Ontology annotation, cellular component: nucleus; cytoplasm. The transcript has 4 exons. The record is from RefSeq and is a predicted model, not a curated record. The annotation marks the transcript as partial.
CUAAAGCAGAUGAAGCUUUGAAGGCCAAAGAGAGAAGUGAAGAAGAAGCCAAAAGAAGAAAGGAAGAAGACCAGGACACCCUAGUGGACCAGGUGAAGCGAGUCAAAGAGAUUGAGGCUAUUGAGAGUGAUUCCUUUGUCCCACAGACAUUCAGAUCUAGUAAGGAAGUCAAAAAGUCAGCAGAACCUCCUGAGCUGCAAUAUGAACCUGUGACCAUUGGAGCAGGAACUGCUGAGGCAUCUGCUCCUGAGAAAGAGCCUCCACCUGCCAAUAUUCCUACUGCCAUCAAGUACCAGGAUGAUAACUCCUUAGCACAUCCAAAUCUGUUCAUUGAGAAGGCAGAAGCUGAGGAGAAGUGGUUCCAGAGGCUGAUUGCUCUCCGGCAGGAGAGGCUGAUGGGCAGCCCCGUGGCCUGA